GCUGCCGGGGCCGGCCGGCAGAGGGAGCUGGACAUGAUGGACCACCUUGCAAACACGGAGAUCAACAGCCAGCGCAUCGCUGCUGUGGAGAGCUGCUUUGGGGCUUCCGGGCAGCCCUUGGCCUUGCCGGGCAGGGUGCUCCUGGGAGAAGGGAUUUUAACCAAGGAAUGCCGCAAGAAGCCAAAGCCUCGCAUCUUUUUCCUUUUCAACGACAUCCUGGUCUACGGCAGCAUCAUCAUCAACAAAAGGAAGUACAACUCCCAGCACAUCAUCCCCCUUGAAGAUGUCACUUUGGAGACGCUGCCAGACACCCUGCAGAUGAAGAACCGCUGGAUGAUCAAAACCUCCAAGAAGUCCUUUGUGGUUUCUGCGGCCUCCCUGACGGAGAGGAAGGAGUGGAUCAGCCACCUGGAGGAGUGCAUCAAGCACCUGCUGAGCAAGACGGGCCGGCAGCCCUGCAGGGAGCCCGCGGCGCCCUGGAUCCCCGACAAGGCCACGGACAUCUGCAUGCGCUGCACGCACACCAAGUUCUCCACGCUCACCCGCAGGCACCACUGCCGCAAGUGCGGCUUCGUGGUGUGCGCCGACUGCUCCAGGCAGAGGUUCCUGAUGCCCAGGCUGUCCCCCAAGCCCCUGAGGGUCUGCAACCUGUGCUACAGGCAGCUGCUGGCAGAGAAGAAGAAGGAGGCAGAGGCGGAUCGGAGGCAGACGGAGCCCAUCCCCUCUGCCAUGCAGGGCUACGAGCCCUCCAGCGGCGAUGACAGCGACAAGUCUGACGAUGAGAAAGCUGAGCAGUGGCCAGCUGACACAGAGUUUUAUACCUCACAGGUGUCCUGGUCAUCUUUCCACAGCUGACCUCC
This is a messenger RNA of Agelaius phoeniceus (red-winged blackbird), 860 nucleotides long. RefSeq names its product pleckstrin homology and FYVE domain containing 1 (gene PLEKHF1). Gene Ontology annotation, biological process: positive regulation of autophagy; endosome organization; positive regulation of intrinsic apoptotic signaling pathway. Lineage: Eukaryota; Metazoa; Chordata; Aves; Passeriformes; Icteridae. The record is from RefSeq and is a predicted model, not a curated record. Gene Ontology annotation, molecular function: phosphatidylinositol binding; metal ion binding. Gene Ontology annotation, cellular component: early endosome; lysosome.